AUGGCCCACUAUACCCCCGCAUCGCUCGAAUCCCUCCUCAAGAACCUCACCCUAACCGACGACGAGGCAGACCACGAGGAGAUCCUCCGCCACUGUGACGGCCUGCUCAGCACCAGCAAGGCCCAUCCUCGCGCACUGCACACGAAGAUCGUCGCCCUGCUCAGCCUCGACCGCUACGACGAUGCGAUAAAGGUCAUUGAGUCUGCGGACGGCCAGGCGGUGGCGGAGACGGCUACCCUCGAGAGGGCGUAUUGUCUGUAUAAGCUUGGUCGGCUGCAGGAGGCCGAGGAGGCCGCGAGGAAGGCUGCAGACGGCGGGGAUAGGAAUAAGAGAGGGCUAAGACAUGUUGAGGCUCAAGCUGCGUAUAGAUCGGAGAGGUUUGUGCAUGCGGCGAAGAUAUACAAGGAGCUGGCGGAUGGGAUGACGCAGGUCGAUAAUGAGGAUUAUGACCUGAGUGUGAAUACUACUGCGGCGGAUGCGCAGAUUAUUUGGGCGGGACAGGGCCAUUUGGUCAAGAGUACGAAGCCUAAUAGAGGCGCUUUGGAUGCAUUUGAGACGGCGUUCAAUUCUGCGUGCAUCAGUCUUGCGAGGGGAGAGUAUGGGCAAGCUUUGGUAUUGCUGAAAAGAUCAAAGGAUCUUUGCAAUGCUCUUGAAGACUUGUCGGACGAGGAAAAGAAACUGGAAUUGACCCCAAUCAUUGCCCAAGAAGUAUGCGCUCUCAUCAACCUUGGACGAAUCGAGGACGCAAUGGCCCGCUCCCAAGAGCUUGGAGUUUCUACCCUUACAGACACAGCCCUAAAGCUCAUCGCAACUUACAACGAGAUCGCCGCAACCUCCCGUCUGCCCGACUACAACCCCCACAAAUCCAUCAUCGCUGCAGAGACUGCCACCGCAUCAGCAAAGACCACGACCGCCCGCCCAUUCCUCUUCCAAGCCCGCGCGAUUGAGCGAAACGACGCCGUGAUCGACUUCCAAGUCGGCAAGCACUCCUCCGUCAAGGCGAAGGCUGCAAAAAUCACACAGACCUACCCCAACGAUCCAGCAAAUGGCGUGAUCAGUGCAGCUGCACACGCCGGGAAUGUCAAGGGCAAAACGGCAGAGAACAAAGUCGAGGCUUUGUGGACGGCAAAUCCAAAAGAUAUAGGGCUGGCCUUGACACUGGUCCAGCUCAGAAUAAGAUCCAAAAAUAUCACUGGUGCAAUCCAGACAAUGGAUAAGCUUCUUUCCGCGCUGGGACCAGAACAGCGGUACCAGCCUGGAUUGGUCGGGCUCUUGGUAGCACUGUACCAAUCACAGGCCCGAAAGAAGGAUGUGAAGGACCUACUAUCACAAGCCAGCGACUUCUGGAAGAACACAGAUACCCCCAACCCCACAAUCCUCCAAGCCUCCGGCAAAGCGCAGCUCGACUCGGACGACUCCGCCGACCUCCGCGCAGCCGGCGAACUCUUCACCUCCCUCCUCUCCGCCGAUCCCACGAACAAGUUCGCGACCGCCGGUCUGGUCGCCUCAUACGCCACCAUCGACCCCUCGCAGAUCACACCCGCCCACAUCUCCAAGCUGACGCCCGUGCAGACACUCAUCUCCGACAUUGAUGCGGCGGCCCUUGAGUCGCUCGGCGUCGCGCAGCAGAGCAGGAAGCGCUCCGCGGAGGAGGACGCGGGCCCGAAGGUAAAGCCGAAGAAGGUCAAGAAGAAGAAGACGAGACUGCCGAAGGAUGUAGAGCCGGGAAAGGCGGCGGAUCCGGAGAGGUGGCUGCCGGAGAGGGAUAGGAGUACGUAUAGGCCGAAGGGCAGGAAGGAUAAGAAGAAGGCGGCUGGGGCGACGCAGGGUGGGCCGACGGCGGCGGGUGAGAGCUCGGAGGUGCUGGGUGGGGAGUUGUUGAAGAAGGCCGGUGGGGGGCCGGGUGGGGGGGCGAACAAGAAGAAGAAGAAGAAGGGGGGGAAGUGGUAA
Morchella sextelata is the source of this 1950-nucleotide messenger RNA. RefSeq lists its product as uncharacterized. The transcript has 5 exons. Gene Ontology annotation, molecular function: 7S RNA binding; protein binding; ribosome binding. Bases 1 to 1950 code for a protein of 649 amino acids. Lineage: Eukaryota; Fungi; Ascomycota; Pezizomycetes; Pezizales; Morchellaceae. Gene Ontology annotation, cellular component: signal recognition particle, endoplasmic reticulum targeting. Gene Ontology annotation, biological process: SRP-dependent cotranslational protein targeting to membrane. The record is from RefSeq and is a predicted model, not a curated record.